ACGUCGCGUUCGGAUAACAUCACCACAGACUCGGCGUGCCUCGGCGCGCGCUUCACAGCGACAACCGGGCAGUCCCGGCGGGCGCCUUCGGCGACGCGCGCGGCGGAGGGCGCGCUGACCGCGUGCACGGGACGGUCGGUGCUGGACACGGCUUCCAGGACCUGUGACACUCCUUGGGUCGUACGGAUGCGACAGUGCGCGAUCGUGAUGACACGGUGCAGCUUCGCGCUGCUGCUGGUCAUGUGCCUGUGGCAACUCGGCGACGCCGGCCUUUCGGAUAAUGACGCUGCGCUGGGCCACGUGGUGCGCGAACUCCGUGCAGAGUUGCAAGCCUUGCAGCGCGGCCGCGACCAGGACCGCGCGGCGUUGCGACGGCUGGAAGAACGGCUGGAAGCCACUACGCCAUGGACAAUGAGCACCGCGCCUGCAACCACAGCACGUCCUCCCAGGCGUCGCCGGCCGCGGCGGCAGCACGAAGAGCAGCGAGCCUUCGCGCGGUCUCUGCGCGUGCUGGAGCAAGAGCGUCAAUCUCUGGACCAACUGGAGAACCAGCUGAAACGCGUGCGGAGCGACCUGCAAGAGGUGGCGCGAGAGCGACCAGCCGACGCACAAGCGCUGCUCAGGGCCGACUUGGACAAGCUUCAGCUGCAGUUAGAUGCCCUACGCUCGGGACAACGCGACGAACUAUCGAGGACUGAAGCCCGCGACCGUGCGCACCGUGCCUCCGUGGACUGGUUGCGCAGCACCGUCGAACAGAUCAAGGCCGAACUCGCCGAGUUGUCGCGGCAGGACAAUGUGACCGUUGCCCUAGGCCUGAGCCGGGGCUUUGAAGGAGAGGCGGCGCGGCUCAGGGCAGACCUGGCUGACCUUCGAGACCAGCUGCAGGCACUUCGGGCGGCACAACAACGGCGCGAGGCCGGCGCCGCGCAGGCUGCCGGAGAGAGGGCCGAGCUCCGGGCACUGCUCCAGAGGCAGGCUGUCCAGCAGCGUCAGCUGGCACAGCAGGUUUCGGAACUUGCCGAGGAUUUCCGGAACCAGAGACUGGACGGCAGCAGAAGGAGAAACGACGACGAGGAAAAGCACCAGGAUGGAGAUGCUUUGGAAUAUUUCGAGGGCUCAGGGAUGGAACCUGCAGAUGAUCUUAUCCCACGUCGUGCUGAUGGAGACAUGGAGACGCAGAGGCAUGAAAUUCGCCACCAUCGAGACCUCCGGCAGAUAGUUUACCAUCUGCAAAAGACUGUCCAAGCGCUGUCUCACGAUCAAUCCAAACUGGCCAAGGAUAUCAGCCGACUGCGUCGGAACAGCACUGAACUCUCUGUGGCAAUAGCUUCACUGCAAGGAGUUUCCAACACAGCCUACUCAACACAGCUUGAUAGCCAGUUACGUCGGCUGGAAGAUCGAAUCCUGGCACAAAAUGAAAAGGUGCGAAAUGUCUCGGGCUGCUUCCAAAGUAUUGACAAGGUCCAUGCCUCAACGGUAGAGCUCUUCAGGGAUUUGCGCACACUUGAGAAGAAAGUAGACCGAGGUCUCACUGAUCUGCGCAAAGAAGUCUCCAAAUGUGACUUUGAUGUAGCCACUGCAUUAUCACUAGCCAAGGCUGUCCGACAAGAUGAGCUUGCCAGACGAGAGACCCUCGCCAGCCUCAAGAAUGACUUACUGCAGGCAAGAAAUGAGCUUGACAAAACUCGCUACAAGAUACUUAGCGUGGAAGGAGCAGUCCUCAAUACAACAGUGUCAAGCCGUAAAGCAGGCAGUGGCUGGGUGUCACAAGAGAUUAAGAUAGCGAACCUUGAAGUGGCAAGCACACGUCUUUCCAAGCUAGUUGAUCGCAACAGCCGUAAAUUGGCACACCUCACGAGAUCACUGGACCAGGCUGUGAACCGUGACGUACUUGACGAGUGGAAGAGAAAGCAAGAAGACUUGGCCAGUAUUCUACAAAACGUAACAGCAGAAGUGCCCAAAAUAAGAAAAAAUAUUACUCAUCUUGAGGGAGAAGUGGAAAAAUUUGAGGACAAUUUACCACAAGACUGCUCUUCCAACAUAAGUCAUCCUACAAAUGGUCAACACAGUGGAGCGCGACUAAUUCACCCCCGUGGUGCUGAGAAGGCCCGCCUAGUCUUUUGUGAUAUGCAGACAGAUGGUGGUGGCUGGACAGUAGUGCAGCGCCGAUGCGAUGGCUCUCAAGACUUCUAUCGCAACUGGGAUGAUUACAAGCAAGGUUUUGGUGAGGUGACUGGUGAGCACUGGCUAGGAAAUGAUGCACUGCAUGAGAUCACCUCCUCUGGAAACUACUCACUUCGUAUCGACCUCUGGGACGUGUCAGGAAAUUACAAAUUUGUUGAAUAUGACCAUGUCGCUGUUGGUUCAGAGGCUCAGAGGUAUCGUCUGGAAGUACUGGGCUACAGGGGUAACGCCAGCAAUGCCCUUGAGUACCAUUCAGGUAUGGCAUUCAGCACUGCUGACAGAGAUAAUGACUUCAGUAGCACUCACUGUGCUGUGUACUACUCCUCAGGCUGGUGGUACAACCACUGCCAGUAUGUUAACAUUAAUGGCAAGUACAAAGUUGGCUUAACUUGGUAUGACAUGGAUGCACUUGAGUGGGUGCAACUGUCCAGGGUAGAGAUGAAACUCAGACCCGCUACAAGAAGGAAGAAGCGCAGGUGGACAAAGGCCACGUCUGUCUGAGCAACAGCACAGGCUUGGGCGUCUUUGUUUUUUUUUUUUGGACUUCGCCAGAGAUGGCCCUUCGAUUAAUUUAUAAAAAUGUGUGCUUGUUGUACAUAUGUUACGAUCAUAGGUGUAUGACAGUGUGCAGAAAAACUAUGUGUGCUGUGCAUAGUGAGAAAUGAACCAGCGACCUGCCUCGUGCCAUAAUGGACAAGUUGUUCAAGCCAGCAACACGAGCUGUAGUAAUACAGAGCCUGUCUGCUCUGCCUAACAACAUGACAACACUCAAGGGACCAAUGCAACAGUGACGUGAAGGCACAUUGUUUGACAACAUGGACAUCCUGUAAAGCCAGGAGAAAUCAUAAUCCCGGCAUUUUAAUAUUGCCUUCUGGAUCCCCAGGCCCAUCUGAAUGAACUCCAGCCACUGUUUGAUGAAGGCUUAUGUUAUCAAGGCACGGCCACAAUGUGAAUCAGCACAUCCACAGGCAGUUAGUUCCCUGAGAAUGCAUGAACAAGUUAUGAGGGUGGUUGUUGAACACUCUGAAGGCCAACCCAUGAGAAAGUUUUGUGUAACCAGUGCUGUGUUUGUGUAUACCUUCUCUUUCUUAUUGAAUUGUGAGCUUGAUCAUAGAACUUCAGCCUUUUUAAAAGCAGCAUAAGCAUUUUGUGCUUCUGGUCAAUGUGAGCUGCUAUGGACAAACAUUAACUGUAUUGAUGUGUCAGUGACAGCGUAUGCUGUAAUCUGCAAUCAAACCCGUUGCCCACUACUUCAUGGUACCCAUGAAUGCACAGAAGGUGUCUGUGCAACAUUUCUCUGUCAAAGGCGUACUCCUGCCAGUAUGCUAUUUGGUUGCAUUUCUUGCAGCAAAAGAUGUUCAUGUGGGUUUUUAAGGGCAUUUGAUGGUACUGUAUGGAAAUCAGCAAUGUCACCAUAUAGUAAUUUAUUCACCGUACAUAUCAGAAAAGUGAAACAAAUUGUCAUCCCAAACUUGAAAUUUAAGAUAAUAAGCUGCAGAUGCAGUAAAAAAUGUUUUAUUUAUUUAUCUAUGAUAUGGAAGUUUUAGGGCUUAUUCCUGAGACAAUGUAAAUGCCCUGAAAAUUUUUUAUGUACAAUAACCGUAAGUGAACACCCAUUGUACAAGCAUAUGGUAGCCCAUUCAAAUGCCCUUUCCUGUGUUCCUACAGAAGAAAGGAACGUGCUGUGAACUUUACUGUGGCAAACGAACAACUUCCACCAGUGUAAAAGUAGAAGUGUGGUAACCCAACAGUAUAGAUGUAGAAGUGACUUCCUGCCUCUUUGUGUAAAUGUUGUAGUUGUUGAGUUUGUCAUUAUUCAUAACUACCUGAGGUAUGAACGAAUAGUAUUUAUAUUUAGUUAAGCCAGCCACUUGUACUUCACUGUGCGCUAACAUAAAUCAAAGUACUACUAGCUUUCUAGUGCUUUGUGCAUGGGACAUCACGAUUGUUAUCUUUAUUUUGAUUAAGCAUUGUUUUUGCAUUAUAUAUUAAGAAAUUUUCAUGGGCAUUGAUGGUCAUAGCCACUUAUGAAGAAUGUUAGGUGGCCUAUAAGCAGCUGCUAAGAUGUGCCCGUGAAUCAUUUUUUCUUUCUCUUUUUCCUAACACAUCAGCAAUAGCCACUAGCAUAGUCCGUUUGCAUUGGUCAAUUUUCAUGCUGAACUUUUGAACUAUCCUCUACAUAUUACAAUUGUUGAUUUGUAAAGUAAUGAGCUUGCUAGAUCAUAACAAAAUAUAAAUAUAAGGAAUUAUGUGAUUUGUGAUUCAUAACUACAUAAAACUAAUAACAAUGUGAAAGUUUGGACUGAUUGGAAACAUUAAUGGUUCAACACUACUACACAUCAUACAUUUUUUUUCAGUUCCAGUGUGGCUUUGAACUGCAGUAGUAAGUAACAAGAUCUUGAAGAAGCUACAUAAUGAUUGAAAAUAAAAAGCUGGGACUUACAUACCAUAGAUUAAGCACGUAUAAGAGACCCGAUGCUAGUAAGUAUCAAGUGUUACAUGUCCAAUGGCAGUUUAGGCAUCUGAAGACUUAUUAGAUAAAGCAAAUACCCUGAAAAAUAACUCACACCUCAUAUAAAUGGCUCUGGAAGCUAAAAAAAUUUUUGGGUCUACUGUAAUGCGCAAAGCAGGAUAUGAUUCACUUGUCUUGUUUUCAUAUUAUUGUUAACAUUUACUGACCUAAAUAGAAAAGAGCUACUAUAGUUGACCUGUAAUAAUCAGCAGUUAAGAAUUACUAUCAAUUAAAACUCAUCUCAAAGUUCCUUGUGGCCAGCUAUAUUUUCAGUUAAUUUUGUUUGUCACUGAUUAGAUAGAUUAGAUAUGAAAUAAAUAUUUCACUUUAUUCAAAAUAUUUGUCUUCAUAGGCAAACAAUUAACGAAGUAACCCAACCAUUCUGGCUAAAACUGAAUGGCAGAAAAAAAUACAUUCAUAACUCCAAAUAUUUUAUAUUGAGAUCUGUAUCAGCUGGAAGGGCAGUCGAACAUUUAUAACUGGUAAAGCAUAUGUGCCCAGUAUUAGAUAUCAGUCUAGCUCAGUGCUAUUCUGUAGUUGAUAUCAAUGGAGGGCCUCCAUAAAAGUAGAAUGCACUCUAUAUAGAUACCUCUUGGUAUAGUAACUCAUCAUUAUCUCUUGAAUUAUGCAUAACAGACCUUUAGAUAACUCACGCACAGGUGUGUGUUCCUAAGGUGUACACCAGUUGCAAUUGUUCUUUGCAACAAAACUACAAUGCGUCACUGGGCUGAGUGACAAAGCCACAUAGAAGCUGAUGACACUAACUGUUACAUUUUUCAGCCAUUGCCGCCAUUGUUCAGAGGUGCAAAUGCAGCCCUCAAUUACUGGCAUGCUAUAGGCAUCAUCAAGAGUCACCUAACAUGCAAGUCAUUGUAUCACACAACAUAUGUUCCUCAUAUACCCCUGACAAACAGCUGGCUAGUCAAGAAAUCAAGUUGUGUGAUGUGCCAACAUGGCAAAAACCACCUUUAUAUAAUGUUUACACAUUCUGCAUAUUCUCUGUCCAUUGAAACAUCUAGCAAUGAUGAGAUAAAAUUGAUUACAGAAUAAAAUGUAGUAGAAAAGAUGCACAACUGAAAAAAGAGAUGUGCACAUAUUUAGUGAUCCUCACUACUGUAUGUGUAACACUCCACAAAGAAAGUUCUGUACAUUACUCAUACACUCAGUAUAUCAAAUACAAGUGCAAUUGGAAUAACUCAUUUGGAACAGAGUGUUUAUUAUUCAUCCUAAACCAGUUCAUGGUGAUUUUGACAGAAAACUUUCAUAAACUGGCUUGAAAAAAAAAAGAUAUAGCUUCAGCUUUAGCAAUGCACAGUUGGUAUCACUGCAUUGACUUUAGCUACAGCUGGUCUGAUGGUCAUUUUUGUUAUUUCAGAUCUCAUACAGAUGAGUGUUCUUUCCCCCAUACGAUGUGGAGGAAUUUGUUAUGCAUUGCUUAUUUAUUUAGGCCUUUGUUAUUAUUCUCUACAUUUGUUGCAAUUGCAUUUCACAAGGAGAGAUUUUGCUGUAGAUUGUAUGCGAUUAUAGAUGCAUAUAUCUAGGCUUUACACUAAAACUGUCACGUUUGGCAAUGAAGGAUGUUUUUGCUUGGUGCGAGAUGUUUACUUAAUAUAAGUGAUUCUAGGAUUAGAAGAUUAUAUAAGAAAAAAGCCUUCAAGAUAUUUUUUUUUUCUUACAAGGCUUUUGUACAGGUUCAGUCCUGUUUGCACAACUGUCUGAGACAGCUGGAGUAGAGAAAAGUGUAGGUGUGAUGCUUCGAUUGUGUUUUGUCUUGUACAUAGAUAUAAUAAAAAAGAGUUUAAACAGCA
This is a messenger RNA of Rhipicephalus microplus (southern cattle tick), 6504 nucleotides long. RefSeq lists its product as uncharacterized. NCBI's taxonomy places the organism in Eukaryota, Metazoa, Arthropoda, Arachnida, Ixodida, Ixodidae. The record is from RefSeq and is a predicted model, not a curated record.